AUGGAGUCUCACCCAAGAUUCCCCAAUUUUAUCAACUUGCCGGCAGAAGUCCGGAGAGAUAUCUGGGAGCGUGCCGCACACGAUAUCGUGGCAGUACCCUCAGUUCAUUUUGUGAAAGUAUUGAAAGGCCAGCUUAAUUACCUUCACGAGGAGGAGCUGGUCAUGCGCGCAAUGCAGGAAGUUCGGGAGGCUGCAGGCCCUGGCUGGGACCAGCUCCCUGUGGACAUCCAGCGAACGUUGGAGGACGACGCCCGCGUGCGUGCAGCCCGCAGCUACCGUGCUGGUUUGGUCGAUCUCAUGCCGGUCAAUGGCCUCAUGGGCCUGGCAGUCUACGGGUACAGGCCACACAUGCAGUUCCACUUUCUGGCUGCGGUCUGCCCCGAGGCUGCUGAUGCCACUGUCAAGCCUGGUGCCGACCUCAUCGCGCCCCAAGUGCCGCCAGAGACCGUCAUUUGCUUUGUUGAUCUGGAGACUGAGGUAAACCAUAGUUGGCCUGUGUUUGCAACCCGUCAUCCAGACAGAAGGCUGGCUCAGGAGGACUCGGGGGUGAGGUACAAAGGCCAGGCACUAGUCUUGCCUUGCACGUUAGAUUUCAUGAACUUUACGCCCGACUUCUUCAGCCAGACCUCAUCUGCCAGCUCCGCGCCCUGGUCCCCAACGCUACACGAGGCCUGUCCAGAGCUAGCAGGGCUCAGAAAGGUGGCGUUUGUGUAUCGCGACACCGCUUGGACUGACGCUGACUUGCUUGGGACCCAGCAUCUCGUCUCAUACCGACAUCGGCUGGGACUCAAUGCCCUUUGGCCUGAGAAUCUCCCCAGCCUGAGGGAGAUCUUCUUGAUCGAUUCUUGUAUCACGCUCAAAGCUGACAAAGAUCAAGGCAUAUCGAUGUCGUCGUGGACGUCAAAGUACUUGGGGCGUGGUGCUGCCUUUUAUGAGGUGAGUCUUGAGGACACUUGGCUCUGGAAUAUGACGACCCCCGAUGGCCGCCUGAUGCCUGUUUUUGAGGAAGCAAUGAAUCUCCAAAAGGAGUAUGGCUCCGAGUCGCUGAUCACGGUCAAGGUGCUCGCUUGCGUCCCGGAGUGGGUGGUCACUAGUCAAGGGUGA
This is a messenger RNA of Parathielavia appendiculata, 1104 nucleotides long. RefSeq lists its product as uncharacterized. The transcript has a single exon. Lineage: Eukaryota; Fungi; Ascomycota; Sordariomycetes; Sordariales; Chaetomiaceae. The record is from RefSeq and is a predicted model, not a curated record. Bases 1 to 1104 code for a protein of 367 amino acids.